AUGUUGUCAGGGGAUAUUGAAAGGAAUCCUGGUCCUAUUCUAUCAAAUUUAGUGUUAGAACAAAGGUUAAGAUGCUUUCAGUUAGGACCAUUUGAUGUUGGUGGUGAUGGUGACUGUUUCUUCCGAGCUGUCUCACAUCAGUUAUAUGGUGACCCUGGGCAACACUUAGAAGUUAGAGCAGCUGGUAUUGCAUAUUUGAGAGAUAACCCUGAAAGAUUCAUUGAAAGUAAUACUGAAAAUUCUUGGUUAGAAUACCUCAAUAAUAUGUCUAUGCAGGGGACAUGGGGUGAUGCUAUGAUUAUACAAGCUGUAGCAGACCAGCUUAAGUUAAAAAUUAUUAUUGCUGAGACACAUGAAGGAUUUAGUGAAUACAGUAUAAUACAACCAGUUUCAUCAAGAUGUCAAUUAACGAAUGUCUAUUUGGGUCAUAUAGAUGAGUACCACUAUGUUUCAACAUUGCCAUGUACUUCAAUCCAAGGUGCCUGCCAUAAUGAAUUACUUACAAGUAGAAUUUUUGAGAUAAGUUCUAAGCAGCUAACUGAAAGCUCCCAGGCUAAGCAAGUGAGAACAGAAUAUACUAAAGCCUACAUGAAAAGAAAGCGAGCUAACGAAACACAUGACCCUGAGGCUAAGGAAAAGAAAAGACAAUAUAUGAGAGAUUAUAGGAAACAUAAACAAAUCAGUGAGCGUCUCCUGCCCUCAACAAAGAGUCUUAAGGCUAAGCAAAAGAAGAGACUGUAUGCAAAGGAGUAUAGGAGACAAAAACGUGAGUUUCAAUCACUACAAAGUUUGAUAUCAGAAUUUCAUGAUAUUGUCUCACAAGAUUAUUAA
Dendronephthya gigantea is the source of this 831-nucleotide messenger RNA. Its product is annotated as OTU domain-containing protein 4-like. Gene Ontology annotation, molecular function: cysteine-type deubiquitinase activity. Gene Ontology annotation, biological process: protein deubiquitination. Lineage: Eukaryota; Metazoa; Cnidaria; Anthozoa; Malacalcyonacea; Nephtheidae. The transcript has 2 exons. The record is from RefSeq and is a predicted model, not a curated record. The coding region runs from base 1 to 831 and encodes 276 amino acids.